AUGAAGCAAGUUCUGCCCAAUUGUGUUAACUAUUACAUGGUUAUUGCACUCAAAGAUAGCACGACCAUCCAGGGAGUUCUCAGAAACGUUGACGUGCAAAUGAAUAUGGUCCUGUCAGACGUCACUAUGAUCGACACAGAAAGCAAGUCAUCACACUAUCCCACAUACAGCCUUCAGGGAUCCCUUAUCUCCUCAAUUAGAAUUCCAGACCGUGCAAUCAAGGAAGCUGCCAGCAUUGCUGCAUCUCAGAGCAUGAACUCGUCGUCUGUCACCAACUCUCAGGGAUUACCAACUUCGCAAGUCUUAAGGGGACCAAAAGGUGACUAUAUAGAUGUGAUGGAUCUUUGA
Messenger RNA from Giardia duodenalis, 348 nucleotides. RefSeq names its product putative SnRNP Sm-like protein. Bases 1 to 348 code for a protein of 115 amino acids. Gene Ontology annotation, biological process: RNA processing; spliceosomal snRNP assembly. Gene Ontology annotation, cellular component: U4 snRNP; commitment complex; U12-type spliceosomal complex. Lineage: Eukaryota; Fornicata; Diplomonadida; Hexamitidae. The transcript has a single exon. Gene Ontology annotation, molecular function: RNA binding. The record is from RefSeq and is a predicted model, not a curated record.